UGGACUGGGACAACGCCCGUACCAUCUUGCUAGCUAUAUUUCUUUGGAUUCUCCUUAAUCAUAUCAUGUACAAGCUUUAGAUCUACACAAGUAAACUGUGAUCAACAAGAAUUUAUCAGCAGAAGAGAAGUGGGAUUUAGAGAAAUUUGUGUGAGAAUGGAAAAGAAACGAUCUUGGGCUUGUACUUUUGUUUUGCAAGUUUCUCUCUUUAUUGCCUUCUACCUUGCUCUCAACUUGGAUCAGCCUCAAACGUCCCUUUAUAAUAGCAGAAAAGGCACUAGAACACCUCUUGAUGUUUACUUUCUUAGUGUUAGAGGAGGAUAUAGACCCCUUAAACAACGAGCCCUUCUUCUCAAACAGAUGGAGAAGGUGGCUAACAUUUACAAGGCAAGGUUUGUGGUGAACAUUAGUGAGCUGGGAGAAGAUGAUCCGCUCACCCAGAAUGCAAGCAGGCUCUUCCCACCACAGAAAAUCCCAUGGUAUUCUACGAGAGUCUCAAACGGCAGGGAAGGUGGAUGCUUCCUGGAGCAGAUCAACAUAACUUGUGGGAAAACGUUAACAGUUGUUGGUUUGGAUACCGGGCUGUUACAGGAUUUCAUGGGAUCAACGAGUGGCUUUAAGAAUGGCCAGUUAAACUGGCUGACAGAAACACUAGAAGCGACCACUAAUAGCUGGGUCAUAGUUUCUGGAUAUCACCCUGUGGUUAUCUGUGACAAGGAGCGAGUGGAAGCAAAGCAAAUUUAUGGGGCUUUGCACAAUAUCUUUAUGAAAUAUGGAGUGAAUGCUUACAUUAGCAGGCAGGGUUGCAAUAGUCAUACCGUUCAAGGUGGUGUGGCAUACAUAGGCAUUGCAGACUCUAUUGAGAGUGAACCUUUGAAUUCCUCAAAUGGAAGAUUGGCUUUCCGAAACUUCCACAGAGAUACGGUGAAUGAUUGGUUUCUUCUCCACAGAGUUGGCUCCCUCGAGAUUACAACCUAUUUUGUAAGCUCAGCAGGGAAGAUUGUGAAUAAAGCUGUAAUCGAACAGCGUGGUAAGGUGGCCAUGUAAAUUAAGAAUUCAGAGGACCAAACUCCAUCCAUUAUUGAAGCCUUGGUGCAGCUGCGUCCAUAUUGGCAUUCCCUAUAUUAGCUUCCUACAUUGAGAGGACGACAGGAUUUCUAUAUACGAUAUUUUGCCAACGUCUAAAGCACCAAAAAUAGUGGUAUAUAUGAAGCUUUUUCUGAUCAUGUGAACAUGGAUUGUCAAGCAAACUCUCAAGUUUCAUUUUAGAGCGGAAAAAAAUGGCAAUCAGAAAUCAUAUUAAUGAACUA
This is a messenger RNA of Populus nigra (black poplar), 1310 nucleotides long. RefSeq lists its product as uncharacterized. The transcript has 9 exons. Bases 157 to 1047 code for a protein of 296 amino acids. Lineage: Eukaryota; Viridiplantae; Streptophyta; Magnoliopsida; Malpighiales; Salicaceae. The record is from RefSeq and is a predicted model, not a curated record.